Messenger RNA from Malassezia restricta, 1929 nucleotides. RefSeq names its product transporter (MirC). The coding region runs from base 1 to 1929 and encodes 642 amino acids. The transcript has a single exon. Gene Ontology annotation, molecular function: transmembrane transporter activity. The record is from RefSeq and is a predicted model, not a curated record. NCBI's taxonomy places the organism in Eukaryota, Fungi, Basidiomycota, Malasseziomycetes, Malasseziales, Malasseziaceae. Gene Ontology annotation, biological process: transmembrane transport.
AUGGAUCGCAUAGGAAACUUUUUUAGCCAUCUAUGGCGCAAGUAUUACCCUGAGUUUGAAAUAGAUCAGGAUGGGGGCACGGACAAGCCCGUCGCGAAAUUGGCUCCAGAGAGUGAAGUGGAGCCAGGACACGCUGAUCUGAAGGAAGUCGAUGCCAAGCAAGUUGGCGUGGCUAUUGCCGAGGCCACGUAUGCGGUGUCCGGAUACACAUGGUACAUAAUCUUGGCCGUGGUCUGGGUCGCCUACUUUAUAUAUGCGCUUGACAACCAAACCGCGCAAUCGCUGGCGUACACGGCCACUAGCAAAUUGGAGAGUGAUACGACGAAAGCUUCUGAAUCAUAUGCAUCUGCUUACACGGCCCAAAUGCUUUUCGUGGCCAUUUCGAAGCUGUUCAUCGCCAAGCUGGCCGACAUUUUCGGUCGAUCCACAGCCACGGGCGUGACGAUGCUUUGUUACACGCUGGGUUUUAUUAUUAUGGCGUCGUCACAGAAAGGGGAUGACUACGUGGCUGGUGCGGUGUUUUAUGGGAUCGGAAACUCUGGCAUUCAAAUGGUCAUUUGGAUUGUUCUUGCUGAUCUGCUGUCAGCCCGUUUCCGUGUGCUGGGUUAUGGUUUCGUCACGUUCCCCAUCUUCAUCACUUUCGCUGUGGGUGCCAAGAUCAUGAAGGGCCUGGCCCUCCAGUGGCGCUGGGUGCCUGGCAUGUUCUGUAUUCUUGUGCCUGUGGUCAUGACUCCUCUGUUGUGCAUGCUGAUCUACCUUGAGAUCAAAGCGCGCCGGAAAAACCUGGUGCCUCGUCACCCGUACUUGAAUCACGGCCUGGGUCGGGCCAUUUGGGAGUUUAUCUUGGAUCUGGACCUUGUCGGCUUGCUUUUGCUGGUGGGUGGAUUCGCGAUGAUUGUGACGGCUCUGAUCCGUGCCAGCACACCCAGCAUCCUGGAAUCGACGUGGUCCUCGCCAUGGGUAAUUGGAUGCUUUGUCGUUGGUCCCGUGAUUCUUAUCUUUCUUCUUCCGCUCUGGGAGUGGUUCGUCGCACCUCGUCCCUUUAUUCGUUAUUCGUGGAUGAACACGGAUGUAUUGAUUGCAUUUAUGGUCGGCUUCUUUGACAACAUGGUGUUUCAGGCGGGCUUCCAGGUGGCUUAUAACUGGGUGUUCAUCUCGCAUGGCUACAAGUCGACGGACCUUGACUUGGCCAACUACUUCACAAACUCAGACAACCUUGCUCUGACGCUGUUUGGUGUCGUGGCUGGUAUCAUUAUUCUGUUCACGCGCCGAUUCAAGUGGUUCCUCGUGGCUGGUGCUUGUAUUCGCACGAUUGGUUUCGGCCUACAAAUUCGCUACCGCGACAAUGAUACCACGAUGCCUCAGGCUGUGUGGGCCCAGCUGGUCCAGGGGAUUGGUGGUGCCUUCCUGGGCGAAGUGACCACUCUUUUGUCUCAGAUCACCGUGCGCCACCAAGACGUGGCUAUGGUCACGGGUGUGUACUUGACGCUAUUUUCUCUGGGAAGCAGUGUGGGUCUUGCUGUCUACACAGCUCUUCUCGAUGCUCAUUUCCCUGCGGCUCUGGACAAGUAUGCCACCCUAGUCUCUCCGCAAGAUCGUUCUACAGUGGCCACGCUGGGACCAUUUGCUGCCCUUACAUCUGGACCUCAGCUGGACAGUCACCCCCUCCUCAAGGCCCAGGUGGGCACCGCCUACAAUGAGGCGGCGAAGCAUGUCUUGUACUUUGCCAUUGGCGUGUCGGCCGCCCUUAUUAUCCUGACCCUGUUUGUUCGUGACUGGGUCUUGCCCCGCUCCCACAACGUCGUCAGUGACGAGCUGCCUGAAAAGAACCCCUUGCAUAUGUCGACUGACACGACGUACGACGAUGCGAUUAGCGAGACGGAGAAGCAGAAUGAGCUGUAUGAGGCUGAAGUGCUUUCUCAUGAAUAA